AUUCACCAUUGCAAAAACUGUUGUGUUAUAUAUAAAAAGCCUGACACAAAACUUUCUUCCAUCUGAUUCAACAAAGAGGUUUGAAUUAGAUGAGCAAACAUUAAGAAUUCUGCUUUCAAUGCUUUCCAAAUCACUAAUGGUAAGGAAUAAUGGCACAGAAGAAUACAUGCAGAUGUUAACUGAUGGAAUUAGAACUACUACAGAACUGCUACUGAUUUAUACUCUGUCCAACAACAGAACUAAUGUUAAAUUAAUUACUGAUUUUAUGGAGCUUGAUACAUUCCAGUCUCAAGAUUUCCAAAACUUUGUAAGGAGAGCUGGUCCCAUCACUUUUUAUCUGCCUGUCAGUUUAUCAUCUCUAGCUGACCUCAAUGAAAACUGCAUUAUCAGUCAAGUUAUAUUCAUUAAGGGAAACCCAUACAACUGGGGUGAAUCAUCAGUGAAGAUCAAUGAAAAUGUUGCCGACUUAACUCUGUACAGCUGCAAAACCAGAAGAAAAAUUGAUGUGAAUGGAUUAACAUCACCUGUCAUUAUAGAGUUUCAAAAAAGUAUAAUCAAUGAGACAAGUGAAUUGAAUUUUUCACUACUUCAGAACAAAAUGAACAUUCAUCAAUUUAAUGUGACAUCAGAUAAACAAACAGAAUAUCUUCAAAUUACCCUGAAUUUCACCAGACCUCCUGAACGAGUAUUUCCCAUCAUGAUUUUGUUCAGAAAGUUUGAGAGACCGACUCCUCAAUUGUACAACUUUCAGCAAGUCUUCAAGUGGAAGGGCAACACUGUUCAGCUUUUUUUAUCUCCUGAUUUACUCAAUGCUAAGGGAAGUUAUUACCUUGCACUUCUAAGUGCUAACUAUGACAGGAAACCCACUAACAAAUAUACUGCUUCUGCAGUAAGCUACUAUCUUAGUAUUCAGUGGAUUAGUUGCCUGUAUUGGGACAAUGUUAAGGAAUGGAAGACUGAUGGCUGUUUGCCUAUGCAAAGCUUAUCAUCAAGUAAACUAAACUGCAGUUGCAACCAUUUAACAAUUUUUUCGAUGUCAAGUCGUGAAGCAAGAAACUGUUUUGAAUCCAUCUAUGUGAGUCCAUUUCAAAGCCAUACAGAUAACUUGGUUCCAUGCAUUGUGAUAUUUCUUACUCUGAUCUUUUACAUACCCCUUGCUUUCCUCUGCAAACGGUUUGACAUCCAAAACGAAAAGAAACGUGCUCCAGUAUACCUGCAAGAUAACAACCCUUCAGACAAGCAGCUGUAUGCAAUUUGCAUUGAUACUGGUUUCCGGUCAAGGACAUACACCACAGCAAAGAUCUAUAUUGUGUUGCAUGGUGAAGAUGGUGUCUCCGAGACCAGAGAGCUGCACUGUCCACAGAAGACCUUGUUUGAAAGAAACUCAAGAGAUAUAUUUAUCAUGAGCACUCCAUAUACCUUGGGCCCAAUAUGGAGAAUUCAGCUUUGGCACAACAAUGGUGGUCAUUCUCCUAGCUGGUACUUGAGCCAUGUGAUUGUCAAGGACUUGGCAGACAGUACAUGUUGGUUCUUUAUGGCUGAAACUUGGCUGGCAGUGGAUGAGGGGGAUGGUAAGGUGGAACGAGAUCUGACCCCCCUUAGGAAAUGCCCAGGAUUUAAAAAGGUUUUGUACUGUAAACUGACAGAAUUCUUAGAAGAUUUCCAUAUAUGGGCAUCUGUUUAUAGUCGUCCAUCUCACAGCCACUUCUCCCAUUCACAGCGUCUUGCUGUGUGUCUGUUUCUGUUUUUGGGCUAUAUGACUUUAAACUCUGUGAUACUGUUCAUAAAAGAUGAAGAGUACUCAGCUGAGUUGGGCCUAAUCAAUACCUCCACAGUUUCUCUGAUUACUGGUUGUUUCAGUGUUAUUGCUGUGCUGCCUGUUGGACUUCUGUUGUCUCUACUUUUCCGAUUCAGCAAGGUAAAAUUCAACAAAGAGUCACCUGUGGAACAGCUGUCCUCUACAGAAGCAUCAGCAAUCUACAAUGUAGAAGUUAAUAGGAAUUCUGUUAUAUUGCAAGAUGGCACAUUUGAAUCCUAUCUCUCAUGGCAAAAUUUACAGAUGUGGGCAGAAGAAGCUUGGAAAAAAAAGUAUGAGCAUGGCCUUUCUGAACAAGCAUCUCAUGUGUAUAGCAAAACAUUUAGGAAGGAAACAGGUCUUUACUCUUCUGAUGGCUGUUCCAGUGGCUUUGAAGACUGUAGCUUGCCAGAAAGUAAAGUUCCAGGCAUUAUCUCUAGUAACGACCUCUGUUCAGUCUAUUCUUCUGAACAUGGAAGAUUUUAUGAGCAGCCAGUUUUUAGUGACAAUAAAACCUUCCUUCCAUAUUGGUGUCAAUAUGCAGCAUGGUCUAUUUGCAUACUGUUAUCUGUAAUAUGCAUUGUGGUCACUGUGUGCGUGGGACUGACGUUUAAUUUGACCAAAAGUAUUUGUUGGAUACAUUCUUUAUUUUUUUCACUGCUGUUUUGCAUUUUUGUUCUCCAGCCUAUUCUGAUCUUUAUAACUGCACUGGCAGUGACUCUGAAAUGUAAUGAAAUCAGUAAUAUUUAUGUGGGCUUCCAUAAGACUAACCCCAAUUUUGAAUCUAGAAAAUGGCAGCCCUCUAAAGAUUCUUGCCUGUCUAAAAAGUGUUUGCCCACGUUUGACCACAAGCAUCUUGCAUCAUCCUUGGAUUAUGACAAGCUCAUAGCUGCACGUCAGAGAGCACGAUACCUUCGCCUUGUUCGACCACCAUCCCUUCUACAACUAAGAGAAGCACGAGAAAGAAUACGGAAAGAAACACUGAUACAGCAAACACUCAGAGAGAUUAUACUUCAUACUCUACUGCUGCUGCUGCUCUUGUUUAUAACUUAUGGGAGAUUUUCCACCAAUCAAAAUCUUGUAAAUAGGGCAAUUCACCAUAAUUUCAUAAGAAAUGCAAAGAAACCAUUCACUGAGCUGAACAGCACUGAGGACUGGUGGAACUGGAGCUUCACUUCUUUAAUUAAUGGACUGUGUUAUGAUUCCUUCUGCAAGAACGCUGUUACCAACACAGAGGCAGUACCAGCUAGAGGAUUGUUUAAGUUGAUUGGUGAACCAGUGCUUUGGAAAAUUCAUGCAUUUGAUAAAACUGACUGCAAUAUUGUACGUGUUUAUAAAGACUUCAGUUUCUCUAGUGUUCCUCCUGAUAAUUCAACUAUCUACAAUACAAGAAAGCAGACUUUUGUAGGAAUAUUUCACCUCUGUGGUCAGAUUGAAUGCUACAAUGAAAGAAAAACUGCACUGACAUUAGGUAGAACAAGAACUGAAAUGAUUGACACAUUGACACAACUGAAGUCUGUCGGCUGGUUGGACAAAAAUACCAAGGCAGUCGUGGUCCAGUUCACUCUUUAUAAUCCUCCUAGUAAUUUGUUUACCACUGUAUCACUUUUAAUGGAGAUCUCAGCAGGGACUGUCUUUUCUUCUACAUUAAUAGAAUCAGCCAAUGUGUACCAAAUCAUCUCAAUUUGUGACUACUUGAUCAUGGCUUUUGAGCUUCUUUUUUUGAUUUUGAUUUUUCUUCAGCUUUAUUUUCAAAUAUGUACAAUGAUUAUAAAAGGAUUUAUUGUUUACUGGCAAGAAUCAUGGAACUGGCUGGAGAUGGUGAUCAUUAUUACUGGCCUUUUCCGUUUCCUUUAUUACAUUUAUCAAUUUCAUUUGGUGAUGGAAGUAAUUGAUGAACUUCAGAAGCAAAACUUUAUGACAUUUAUUGAUAUUAGAAUUUUAUCCUAUGUGGAGCAAUUCACUCGUUCCCUCCAGGGUAUAGUUAUAUUCCUGUUUCUUAUCAAAUACAUUCAUUUGUUUCGAGUUAAUAAAGUGAUGGCUCCAUGUGUGGCAAGGUUACGUCUUUCUAGCUUCAAUACAGUAAUCUCUGUGUUAACAGGCCUUAUCAUCAUCAUUGCAUACACCUGCCUUGGAAAUUUACUUUUCAUGAGUGCAUUCCAUCCAUUCAGUACCAUUAAGAGGUCCUUCCAGACUUUGCUCUCACAGUUCCUUGGGGCAAGUGAACUGAAGACUUUGUCCUCUUUAUAUCAUACACACCAGCUAUCUGUAACCAUUUUCAGUGGAACUUUUUUCUUCAUCAUGACAAUUUUUUGGACUGCAAUGAUGAUUGGAACUUUUACUUCAUUUUCACAUGAUGCCAAGAAGUCUUCUAGAAGCAAACAUUUUGUCACUUUCAAAGAGGUUGUGAUUUAUGCCAGAGAGAGAUUUUUUAAUUAUAUUUGUGGAAGAGGACAAAAGUUAUUUGACAGUUAUUCCAUAAUGAACAAUAACCAUUACCUGGAUGAAUUUGAGACCCUGAUGGACGAACUGCUCUUUAGGCUAAAUUCUUUAUCAAACAGCUUAUAUCAUUUUCUCCCUGCAAAGCAGAGAUUAUGUCUAGAAGAAGACAGCACCAUAGCAUAUCAGUCAGACUGCUACUUUACCCAGGAUUCAGAGAAUUCGCUUUUAAAUGGAGACUGUUUUGAAACACCAUUCCAUAACUUUCAGCAGGACAUGUUGUUGAGAGACCAUCUGCAAAUGUAUGAAUUGUUUAUGCAAAGUGCCAGUUGUCUAAAUCAUAGCUUAAUGAAUCAAAGAGUCAGAUCAGAAAUGGAGGAGGCUGCUUUUCAUCAUCUGCAGAUGAACAAACUUUCCAGGGCAGUCUUAGGUUACUCCUCACACAAUAAUUUAGGUCAAGCUCAGUCGCAAAAUGCAUUGGAUUCUUCAUCAAGCACCACAAAACAUCAAAGUCUUAUAGAAGCAACCUCACAAAGCUUAGCCAUUUUGAAUUCAUGUGAAGUGGCACACCAGACCCAGAAUCUAAAUUCCAGCCUUUCAGUAAAUCAUGAAUUAUAUAAUCUUAGUAAACUUGGCAAUGCAUUUCCACAUAUUUUAUGUGGAAUAAACUGCUCAGAGAAAGUGUUCUUGAUGCCAACAAUGCAGCAGCCCAUUUCUGCUGGUCUUACUGCCAAGGGCCGUAAACUAUUGAGAAGAUCCCAGACUACAGUAAUAAACCCUUUCGAAAUCCAGAGAGAUCUGACAAAGGGUAUAGCUGAAAAUAAUGGUAAAUGCACCAGGAAGUCAGGAAAAAAAGAAGGGCUGGAUAAACAAAACCAUUGUCAACAAUACUGAUUUUUCAUCAGUUGGAAGCAAAAGAAAAUAUCAAGGAGGUGAAGAAACUGCAAUAUCUAAAACAGAAUAUGAGGAACAAAAAACUGAAAAUGAAACUUGCUGAAUUUCAGCUCUAAAUGAUAAGAGAGACACUUGUAUGCAGAAAGAUCACUUGGAUCUGCCAGGGUCAAUAAGACCCUGCUGGUGACAGAAUGAGUGGCCAGUUUGAUUUAAUUGAACUUUUUGAAAAAGCUAUUUAAAAAAAAAAAAAACCCCAGGUUGAUUAGUGAGAUGGUAUAGACUCUUCCAAUUUCUGUAAAUAACAGUUUAAUUUAAUUUGAAAAAGAAAAUCCCCAAAAAUACAAAACACAAUAGUGCUCAUCAUUCUUAUGUGUAAAAUUGGGUUUUACCCUCUGAUUCAGCAUAUUUUAGCAAACAUUUGUAUAAAAAUAAUUUUAAUAAUUGCAACAUUUAUUAGUAUAACUGAAAAUCGAAAUUGAAAAAUAUUUGUAAUAUUUCAAUUUAGUGUUUAUCUGAACACAUACUAUGAUUAUCAUUUCUGGUGU
Messenger RNA from Erpetoichthys calabaricus (reedfish), 5673 nucleotides. RefSeq names its product polycystic kidney disease protein 1-like 1. The coding region runs from base 119 to 5128 and encodes 1669 amino acids. The transcript is spliced from 32 exons. The record is from RefSeq and is a predicted model, not a curated record. Gene Ontology annotation, cellular component: membrane. Gene Ontology annotation, molecular function: protein binding; calcium ion binding; calcium channel activity. Gene Ontology annotation, biological process: detection of mechanical stimulus. NCBI's taxonomy places the organism in Eukaryota, Metazoa, Chordata, Cladistia, Polypteriformes, Polypteridae.